GAUGGAUUGAAUCUUCUGUGUUGAAUGCCUCCGGAUUUCCAUUGGAUUUCGCGUCUGGAAACACAUUUUUGAUUUAAGCCACUCGGUGGCAGACUGAAUUGUGGAUCCAGGGUUCCUAAGACUUUAGAUCUUGAGGAGGCAGCCACUGCUGAAUCACGUUAACCUGACAUUGCAGCCACAAUGGUGCUGUCACAAAGGCAACGAGAUGAACUAAAUCGAGCGAUAGCAGAUUACCUUCGUUCUAAUGGCUAUGAAGAGGCCUAUUCGGUUUUUAAAAAGGAAGCUGAGUUAGAUGUGAAUGAAGAGUUAGAUAAGAAGUAUGCUGGACUUCUGGAAAAAAAAUGGACAUCUGUUAUAAGAUUACAAAAGAAGGUAAUGGAAUUAGAAUCAAAGCUGAAUGAAGCUAAGGAAGAAUUUACAUCAGGUGGACCUCUUGGUCAGAAACGAGACCCUAAAGAGUGGAUUCCUCGUCCUCCAGAGAAGUAUGCGUUGAGUGGACACAGGAGUCCUGUCACUCGAGUAAUUUUCCAUCCAGUUUUCAGUGUUAUGGUUUCUGCUUCAGAGGAUGCCACAAUAAAGGUGUGGGAUUAUGAGACGGGAGACUUUGAACGAACCCUUAAGGGGCAUACAGACUCUGUGCAAGAUAUUUCCUUUGACCACACUGGCAAACUAUUGGCCUCCUGUUCUGCUGAUAUGACCAUUAAGCUAUGGGAUUUCCAGGGCUUUGAAUGCAUCAGAACUAUGCAUGGUCAUGAUCAUAAUGUUUCUUCAGUAGCCAUCAUGCCCAAUGGAGAUCAUAUAGUUUCUGCUUCAAGGGAUAAAACUAUCAAAAUGUGGGAAGUCCAAACAGGUUACUGUGUGAAGACUUUCAUGGGUCACAGAGAAUGGGUGCGCAUGGUUCGGCCUAACCAGGAUGGCACCUUAAUUGCCAGUUGUUCUAAUGACCAGACAGUGCGUGUUUGGGUGGUAGCAACAAAGGAAUGCAAAGCUGAGCUCCGAGAACAUGAGCAUGUGGUAGAAUGCAUUUCCUGGGCUCCUGAGAGCUCGUACUCCACCAUAUCAGAAGCUACGGGAUCAGAGACUAAGAAGAGUGGCAAGCCUGGGCCUUUUCUGCUGUCUGGAUCCAGAGACAAGACCAUUAAGAUGUGGGACAUUAGCACUGGCAUGUGCCUUAUGACACUUGUGGGCCAUGAUAACUGGGUACGUGGCGUUCUGUUCCAUUCUGGGGGAAAAUUUAUUUUGAGCUGUGCUGAUGACAAGACUCUACGUGUCUGGGACUUCAAGAACAAACGAUGCAUGAAAACCCUCAAUGCGCACGAACACUUUGUUACCUCUUUGGAUUUCCACAAGACGGCACCGUAUGUGGUUACUGGAAGUGUAGAUCAAACAGUAAAAGUGUGGGAGUGCCGUUGAUUGAAUUCACAUUUGACCCCUUUUUCCUCUGGAUGCACUCAGAUACCAUGGUUACCCAUUGAGCUCUGUUUAAAUAAAUAUUGUCCUUUCAUGUAAAUUAUUCUGGAUGUAGAUUGAGCUUAUUAAAUGUUACACACAAAGUAUUCAUGCAUGGUGAAUCCAAAUUGUAUACUGUAAAUUUACAUACGUUGUCUAGAAGUACCAUAGGUUUAAGAACAUGGGCUGGCAUUGGUCACAUCAGACCUAAGAAGGCAGAAGUUGGAUAAUUGAAAUAGGGCACUUAACUGAAUAGUUGACAGUGUCGUUCUAUGUCGGAUAAUUAUACCUGUUUUUCUUUCUGCUGUCUGUUGGUGCCUGAAUUGGUGACCUCAUUUGGGAAAAGUUUUGUAGGGCUCUUUCAGAAAUGUGUAUCUAUGUAACAUCACUUAAGUGUGCUUAAUAAAUCUUCUCUAAGAAUACUAGAUAAUAAGGCUGCAAUUCAGAAUCUUCUGAACCUUAUAUGUAAUUAAUGGAAAUUAAUUAAACUCUGGAAUAUUUGUCAUGAAACAUUUGCCAAAUCAACAGAAUACACUUGUUUUGGCCUCCUAUCACGCAAGGGUUGGUAUAUUUAUAUAACUAACUGUAAACCUGAAAUAAGACAACAAAUCUUAGUAGCAGCUGAUGUGAUAAAUGUAUUUAUUUUUUAUUUGGUCAUUCAAUGGUUAAGCUGUGCUGUUAAACUAAGUUUAAAUGGUUUCUUUUGUUGUUGGGUUUUUUUUUUUUUUUUUUAAUGCUAGACAAACUUCCAGGAGGAGUUGUCCAUCCCACUAGAAUUUAGUGAUCUAAUUUCCACUAGAGCUUCAUCUCCCAAAUGACCGCCAUGGUACAACUUGCUGUUUGCUUUCAAUGUUUGUUAGAGAUGUGCAAUUCCUACUACACACCAGUAGCAGAGUACGCGUCCCUCUGACUCGCUUGCAGGAGGUUGGGGUAUACAAAGGUUUCAUUAGUGCCUCCUUGGAAACCCUUUUGAAAAUGAGGUUAAACUUACCUUGACAAGACAAUGUGGCUUGGAUUAAAACGUACCGUGGUUUGCGUAUGGAGAAAUACCUUGGGAUACAGUAUUGAGGUGCUUUAAAGAAAGCACUAAAUACCUUGAGAAUCAGAUUAUAGCGGCAGAUACAGAUCAAUACAGGCUUCUACAAGAAAAACAAAACACCAUCAACAAAACAAAAGCCCAUCCGUGGGAAUGAUGCUAUCAAGUGAACAGAAAACAAAACCAAAUCUGAUCAGCAAAACUAGCCCAGCUUGGUUAUUAGUAUUUAUGUUGCUUGGUGUAUACAAUUUUUAAUUUACAUAUCCCAGGAGUUACAUAUUUUGAUCUGAAGUGAAUGAAAAUAUUAUAAAGUAGUAUUUUAAUCAGCAUUUUUGUGACAAAUUCCAUUGUAGAUAACUAAGAAUUACAAUACUUAUCAAACUAACCAGGUCUUUUUAAAAAUCCACUUUAAAAUUUACAGUAUAAUGAAGUACCAGUCUGAUGUUUUAACAGGUGAAUUUGUGCUUCAUUUUAUUCAUUUUUCUUUAAUACAUGGCUUUUAAAACUGUCCCUUUUAAAAAUAAGAAUCCUUGACCAACAUAGGGUUGGCUGGAGGGUGUCCACACUAAAGCGGUGCGGGGCGCGGUGGUUCCUUUCCUGCCGUCACCCGCAGAAGGAUCCAUCCUGCGCCAAGGGGAUGGGUUUCGGUAUUGGGUCCUGGCGCGGGCUUGCCUCUGGGACGGGGUGGAGGAGACGGAGUUCUGAUGUGGGGGUAUUUCGGAGCCAGUUUAAGAUUCAGGCUAAUCUCUUAAAUCCAGUGGUUUAUGUAAUUUUCAGUGUGUGUUUCUGCAGUUAAGCAUGCACAAAUAAAGUAUUUUUUUUUGUUUGUUAGCUGCUUGGACUGGAAAAAUUUGCUGCUUUUUUGUCCUAUUUGAGAAUUCCAGAUACACAAGUAGUGCAUCUUAAAUCUCCUCAGUGCAUCUGCAACUGUAAAGUAAUAAAUCUGUUUAAUUCCUGAUAGGACCUAUAAACUUUAUUUAAGUAUAAAGUAAACCACACUCAUGUACAUAAUUCAUGAACAUGAAUGAGAAAUUAAAGGUACCUAUUAAGUGGAAGUUGUCUACUGCAUUUUUUUCCCCUUAGCGUACGACUAGUUACAAGGACAAACAACUAAAGUUGUGUGAGCAGCACUAAAUUCUUUGGGUGAAGGGCUCUGCUAUGUCCUUCUGCAAGGCAGUUUGCAACCUUCUCCUUUAGUAAGCAGUGAAUAAUCUCAGGGAUGGUCCUGAAGGGACCAAAAGUUAAAGCCCUGUUGAGACAAAAAGGCGAAGGCCGCGACACAGGAGUUGGGUGUUUGAGGGGUUCCUGCAGUGUCGCUCCGUGAUACCGCAGCGUGGUGGGCUGCUUCCACUCUGUGAGGUUUUCUGCCAGCUAAUCCUGUGCCUUUCCUGUGGUAAUGAGUGAGGUUACUGGUUUGGGAUUCCAAAAUGAGUUCAUUGGCGGGUUUAAGAGGUUCACUGCUGCUUUGUCACUGUCCUUACUUAAAAUGGGCAUCGCUUCAAAACCACCGAUGGGUAGACUGUUACUGAACAGCCACUGCAGGCCUUUGGGCUCGGAACCCGCCAGCCGUUCCGGUGCUGCGCUGCCGUGACGUGCCCGGGGUGUCUGGGCUGCAUUCGGAAAAGUGGCUUAGGCAUAAUCUGGGAGUUGGUGUUUUAUAGCAUCUUGCACUUUAGAAGAUUAAAAAAAA
Molecule: messenger RNA, 4175 nt
Organism: Egretta garzetta (little egret)
Lineage: Eukaryota; Metazoa; Chordata; Aves; Pelecaniformes; Ardeidae
Gene: PAFAH1B1
Product: platelet activating factor acetylhydrolase 1b regulatory subunit 1
Exons: 10
Coding region: 181-1413 (410 amino acids)
Biological process (GO): endoplasmic reticulum to Golgi vesicle-mediated transport; intracellular protein transport; intra-Golgi vesicle-mediated transport
Cellular component (GO): COPI vesicle coat
Molecular function (GO): protein binding
Source: RefSeq, a predicted model, not a curated record